AAAAUGCGUGAAUGUAUAUCCAUACACGGUGGGCAGGCCGGUGUCCAAAUUGGAAACGCCUGCUGGGAGUUGUACUGCCUAGAACAUGGAAUUCAGCCUGACGGGCAGAUGCCCUCGGACAAAACAGUUGGUGGCGGCGAUGACUCCUUCAACACGUUCUUCAGUGAGACUGGAGCAGGCAAGCACGUACCUCGAGCAGUAUUCAUAGACUUGGAGCCCACAGUAGUAGAUGAGGUGCGUACAGGUACGUACCGUCAGCUGUUCCACCCGGAGCAGCUGAUCACUGGCAAAGAAGACGCAGCCAAUAAUUACGCACGAGGACAUUACACUAUCGGCAAGGAAAUCGUCGACCUUGUGUUGGACAGAGUGCGCAAGCUGGCCGAUCAAUGUACGGGACUGCAAGGAUUUCUCAUCUUUCAUUCUUUUGGCGGCGGCACCGGCUCCGGGUUCGCAUCAUUGUUAAUGGAGCGCCUUUCCGUGGACUACGGCAAGAAGUCUAAACUGGAAUUUGCUAUUUACCCAGCGCCGCAGAUCUCUACAGCCGUCGUCGAGCCCUACAAUUCUAUCUUGACUACCCAUACUACCCUGGAACACUCUGACGCAGCCUUCAUGGUCGAUAAUGAGGCUAUAUAUGACAUCUGCCGAAGGAAUUUAGACAUUGAGAGACCGACCUACACUAAUUUGAACCGCUUGAUCGGUCAGAUCGUGUCAUCGAUCACUGCAUCUCUGAGAUUUGACGGAGCCCUCAACGUAGAUCUGACAGAGUUUCAAACCAAUCUGGUGCCCUAUCCUCGCAUUCAUUUCCCGCUAGUAACUUACGCGCCAGUGAUUUCGGCUGAAAAGGCUUAUCAUGAGCAGCUGUCUGUGGCAGAAAUCACCAACGCUUGCUUCGAGCCGGCUAACCAGAUGGUGAAGUGUGAUCCGAGGCAUGGCAAGUAUAUGGCGUGCUGCAUGCUGUACCGUGGAGACGUAGUGCCGAAAGACGUGAACGCUGCCAUCGGAACUAUUAAGACUAAGCGAACGAUCCAGUUCGUGGAUUGGUGUCCCACCGGAUUCAAAGUUGGUAUAAACUACCAGCCGCCAACUGUGGUGCCCGGUGGAGACCUGGCAAAAGUGCAGCGCGCAGUUUGCAUGCUGUCUAACACAACUGCUAUCGCCGAAGCUUGGUCACGGCUAAACCACAAGUUUGAUCUGAUGUACGCCAAGCGUGCGUUCGUCCACUGGUACGUAGGCGAGGGUAUGGAGGAAGGAGAGUUUUCAGAGGCCCGUGAGGACUUAGCAGCUCUCGAGAAAGAUUACGAAGAGGUCGGCAUGGACUCUGGAGAAGGUGAAGGCGAAGGUGGCGAAGAAUACUAA
Messenger RNA from Pectinophora gossypiella (pink bollworm), 1356 nucleotides. RefSeq names its product tubulin alpha-1 chain-like. Gene Ontology annotation, cellular component: microtubule; cytoplasm. Lineage: Eukaryota; Metazoa; Arthropoda; Insecta; Lepidoptera; Gelechiidae. Gene Ontology annotation, biological process: microtubule cytoskeleton organization; mitotic cell cycle. The record is from RefSeq and is a predicted model, not a curated record. The transcript has a single exon. The coding region runs from base 4 to 1356 and encodes 450 amino acids. Gene Ontology annotation, molecular function: structural constituent of cytoskeleton; GTP binding.